Penicillium subrubescens is the source of this 1339-nucleotide messenger RNA. RefSeq lists its product as uncharacterized. Bases 325 to 1335 code for a protein of 336 amino acids. The transcript has 2 exons. The record is from RefSeq and is a predicted model, not a curated record. Lineage: Eukaryota; Fungi; Ascomycota; Eurotiomycetes; Eurotiales; Aspergillaceae.
CGCGAUGCGAUCCAAUGGCGGCCCAAGGCAGACCUGUCGGGAACUUGUAGGGUUGUGAUUUGGGUGAUGUCUUUGGACUGAUUCUGCAGGUUCUCGGGUUGGGCUGUGGCGCAAUGACUCGGCUUAGCCACGCUUGAAGACUGGGUAUAUGGUGGGCAUUUGCGCUCGGAGCUCGUGGAGGCUGAAGGGUCUUUUGCUGCCAAAAGUUUGAAGCGUGAAGAGUCAGAUAAACGGGCGAUUUGGCUACCUCGCUGGUCCUGGACAUAUUAGUACGUGAGUGCACUGUUCCCAAGGUCUCUGGGCUUCUACUCUGCCAUAUCAACAAUGAACUCGACAAUCUGUGUUAUCGAGGCCAAUCCAGAUGUAUCUGGCACUGGAAUCCGAGCAUCUAUUUACGCCCUCUGCCUCGGCGGUACGCUCGUGAGCUACUUCCUCCGAGUCUUCUCUCCAGGUGAAGAUGAAGAAGAGUUUUCUCGCGGCGUAUCUUCAGCGCUGGGCAUGCAAGGUCUGGCACUGCUCUGUACAGCAAUUUACCAGACUUUCCGCAGCGAGUUGACCCUUUUCCAUGCCAUCUGUGUGGUCCACCUACUUGCCCUGCUGGGUCUCAAUCUCAUCAGUAAAGGCCGAUAUGCCGGAUUUGGCCCCUGGCGUCUGUGGUGCUUUGUCGCAAUCCAAGUCAUCGCGCUGGGGGCAUUCAUCGCGUUCAACGUAUAUCUCUGGGUGACGGCACCUCAUUUCGGCAGCCAGCCUGCUUGCAACCCGGACACAGUAUAUGUUGUGUUUGGCGUGAGUAUUUCGGCAACGUCCCCCGUAUUUCGAUAUAUUAUUCUUGGCACGCUAGGCGCCAGUGCUGCGGGCUUUAUUCUUGUCUUCACCUGCUUGCUGCCGUGUCUUUGUGGAGCGUGGAUUCGUCGAAGACGGGAUCCGCUGGCUGGCCGCAACGUCGGCACGGGUCGCCAUGGAAAUUGUACCUGGAACUGGUUUGUGCAGACGUCGACGAGUACCGAUGACCAGGGCAAUUCUCAACGAGAGGAGCUCUCCGGCCAGGCCCUGCUCAACUUCACCCUCAAUAGGGCUGCGUACUGUGGACUUUGCAUUUAUCUAAUUGUGUCGCUGGAACAGACGAUCCAGCGGAAUACCCUUGAUCCUCAGGAGAAGGGAUGGACUUUUGGACAGGUCAUUGCGAUUUUCUUGCUGCUUGGAGUUGCGAAUGAACUGCUGAAUGUUGUGCUGGCGAGCUGGGACCGCCGCAUUGGCCAUGAAGCUGGGGCUCAAGAGUUGGUACAGGUUAGGCCUGCGUCAAGCAGCACGGCCUCGAGAAAUUCGCUUUGUUAGUUCG